Molecule: messenger RNA, 1868 nt
Organism: Dalotia coriaria
Lineage: Eukaryota; Metazoa; Arthropoda; Insecta; Coleoptera; Staphylinidae
Product: probable tRNA (uracil-O(2)-)-methyltransferase
Biological process (GO): tRNA methylation
Molecular function (GO): tRNA (uridine) methyltransferase activity
Source: RefSeq, a predicted model, not a curated record
UAGUGAGCAACAAUGUUAAUCCCACUUGCAAGCAGUGUAUCUCCUGUCCAUCCAGUGAAUUUUUAUCAUGCGCUGAGGAUUUACCAUGACAGGCCACAUUUAAUCAACAAAAAGUUGCGGGUAUCAAAUUUGUUCUUCUACAACACUCACUUUCAAAGUAUCAGCAAUAAUCUUUCUGAUUUAAUCAACUACACGUCAUUAACUUAUGAAACAAACAAAAUUGAUCAUCGUAAUUAUUCUAAAGAUACUUUGAGCACAUUGGUUAAAGAUUUACUACUUCCUUAUGAUAAAAAUUUAGUUUUAGACGAAAUUAGUCAAGAAGAAUUUAAAAACACUCACACAGGUAUUAUUAUCACUGUUAGACUUUUGCUACCUAAACAAGAAAGUGGUAAUAAUACUGUAGAAGUUGUUAUAUUUAAUUACAAUGAGCAAUAUGUUCAGUUUUUGGCUGCUAGUUCAAGUGAUAAAGUAAAAUUAGUUGCGCCACCUUUUCAGUAUAAAUUUGAGCUGAAAAAUAAUUUUCUACAAUUGAUUGUUGAUAUUACCAACGCUGAUACUUGUAGUGGUGAGUGGUUAGCAGACAAAUUGUUUCCAAAGAUUCUAAAAUGGUCUGAAGAGUCAAAUGAUGAUAAGGUGAUUGUUCAAUCAUUGAGUUUGGUUGAUGUAGAGCAAUAUUUUGAUGUUUAUCGACGCCUCAAAGAAAAAUACGGCAAGAAAAUGAUUGAUAUGUGGACUGAAAACACAGAUCCCUUGAAAUUCGUUUAUGAAGACGUCGCAAUCGCAUCUUACCUUAUUUGUUUAUGGAAUUCUGAAGGAUCAAGCAGUAAGCCGUCUUUUCUUGACUUGGGUUGUGGAAAUGGUUUGUUAGUGUAUAUUCUGAGUGAAGAAGGAUAUCCAGGAGAAGGAAUUGAUGUCCGCAAGCGAAUUUGGGAUUUGUAUCCAGAAACAACUAAAUUACAAAUUAAAACAAUCGUUCCAUCGGAUGAAAAUCUUUUCCCGGAUGUCGACUGGAUCAUUGGCAACCAUUCUGAUGAAUUAACACCGUGGAUUCCUGUAAUCGCCGCGCGCAGUUCACCAAAAACCAACUUCUUUUUAUUACCAUGCUGUUGUUUUAACUUUGAUGGGACUAAAUACCGAAGAAAAAACACUGGAGUGAGCCAAUACUCUGAAUAUUUGCUAUAUAUUGAAGAUGUUUGUAACGCGUGCGGUUUUGUAACGAAAGUUGAUAAGUUGCGUAUUCCAUCGACGAAACGCACUUGUUUAAUAGGUAGCGGACCAAGGACUAUUUCAAAUGAGCAGAUAAAUACGAAUAUUACUAAAUUAUUAACUGAUAGGAGUAAACCCCUUGAAAAUUUAAAAUUGCGUGAAAGUGAAGAAAAGGUUCGUAAUUGUACGAAACUUGAUCGGAAUUUCCUCACUGAAACGAUCCACAAAUUAGUUUCUAUUUUAUUGACGAUAAAUCCCGAUGAUAAUUUGUUAUUGCAUAAAGAAAACGAACAGCAAUGGAAUGCGGGUAGUUGCUUAGAGAUUAGAACAAUGGUAAAUGCUUUGGAGCAGUAUGAAUUGAAGCGAUUGAAAAACGAAUGUGGCGGAUUACAGACAUUGAUGCGCAAUCACAGGUAUAUUUUUAAUGUUGAUAAGGGCAGGGUAAAACUUAGACCACCUUAUUUAAGAUCAGAGACGGAAAAAUAUGUGGACAAACCUUGUUGGUUUAAGAAAAACCAUCCUGAUGGGUGUUUGUAUGAUGAUGAGAGUUGCGGUUAUUCACAUGUAGCGGUUUGAAUAUUAUUUGCGUUGAUUUAAAGUUUGACCUUGUAUUGAAUUAUUGUUGUACAGUUUUGAAUUUGGUUUAUAAAGAAUUUACCAUA